Messenger RNA from Aureococcus anophagefferens, 1863 nucleotides. RefSeq lists its product as hypothetical. The record is from RefSeq and is a predicted model, not a curated record. Bases 1 to 1863 code for a protein of 620 amino acids. The transcript has a single exon. NCBI's taxonomy places the organism in Eukaryota, Pelagophyceae, Pelagomonadales, Pelagomonadaceae.
AUGAUGGAGCCGCCCCUCGCCGGCGGCGGCAUAGGCGGCCACCCCGAGGACGGGGCGGCCUACGCGACGCUGCUCAACACGGUGGAGUCGCUGCAGGCGGACCUGCAGCAGACGAUCACGACGUGCCACGGCCUGCGCGAGGCGAACGCGCAGCUGAACCGCGAGCACGAGGCGACCAAGGCCGAGCUCGCGCGCCAGCGCGAGAAGGUCUCGGCGAACCGCGGCGAGCUCAUCCGCGCGUCCAAGGCGAAGAUCGAGGCGGACCGCCACACGGAGCUGCUCGUGAGCAAGUGGAAGGUGCAGCUCGACGAGCGCACGCGCGAGCUCGAGGAGCUCCAGGGGAAGCUCGUGCCCCAGGACCUCGACAUGCUCCGGAUCCAGGUCCAGGAGGAGCUCGAGGCGCCGCACCAGCAGAAGAUCGCGGACCUCGAGGCCCAGGCGCGGUCCUUCCAGCAGAUGUUCUUCAAUGUGCGCCGCGAGCUCGAGCGGUCCAAGACCGAGUUCGAGCAGUUCUCGGGCUACGAGGCCGCCGCGCGGCGGAACGACGGCGAGCGGGCCGCCGCGGAGGCGCGGUCGCUCCGCGCGCGGAUCGCGGAGCUCGAGUCGGGCCAGGGCGCCGGCUCCCUCGCCGAGGCGGAGGCGAACGGCCGGCGCCUCGAGGGCAAGGUCGUCGGAUUGGAAGUAGCGAACCGCGAGCUCCGGGCCGAGUGCGACGCGCUCCGGAAGGACGGCGAGCGCGCCGCCGCGGACGUCGCCGACGCGCUGGCCGCCAAGGCCAAGGCCGGCGCGGCCGGGGUCGAGGAGCUCGCGGGCCUGCGGAGCGCGGUCGCGGCGCUCGAGCGCGACCUCGCGGACGCGCUCCGGAGCAAGGAGGCGCUCGCGCGGUCCGUCGACGACGGGAAGCGCCAGGUCGCGGCCCUGGCCGACGACGCGGCGGCGGCGGCGCGGGCCGAGGAGAAGCGCGCCAAGGCGCACCGGUCCCGCGUCGACGAGCUCGAGUCGCGGGUCCUCGAGCUGACGCGCGACCUCGACGCCGCGCGCCAGGACGCCGCGCGCGACGAGGAGUCGUUCCGCCGCCGCCUCGAGGCGCUCGAGAGCGACGCGUCAACGGCAAAGCGCGCGGCCUUCGAGGCGCGCGUCGAGUGCGACUCGACCGUCGCCGCGGCGCGGUCCGAGUGCCAGGCGCUCGUCGCGAGCCUCGAGGAGCGCGUCGUCGUCCAGGACCUCGACAAGACCGACCGCGACAAGAAGCGCCGCGCGGAGGACGCGGCGCGCCUCGACGAGACGCGCAAGCUCGAGGCCCAGCUCAAGGUCGCCGCCGCGAACGCCGCGCGCCUCGAGGCCGAUGCGGAGCGGGGCCUCAAGCCCAAGCUCCUGCAGCUCGCCGACGACAAGGCCAAGGUCGAGGGCGAGCGCGACGGCCUCCAGCGCAAGCUCGACGUCCUCGUGGGCGCCCAGGACGCGGCCCUCAAGGCGCGCGACGACGCGGACCGCGCCGCGGGCGAGCUCGCGGCCGCGAAAAAGGCGCUCGCGGACCUCGAGCGCGACGCCGCGGACCUCAAGGCCGACAAGGAGCGCAUGCGCGAGGCCCACGCCAUGGCCCUCGGCGAGCUCAAGAACCAGGUCGCCAACGACAAGCUCAACGUCGCCGCGGCCAUCCGCGCCGAGACGGAGAACAUCCGCCGCCAGGCCGAGGAGCAGCUCCGCCGCGAGCGGAAACGCGCUGCAACCUACAAGGAGAAGUGCCUCGCGGCCCACGAGCGCGAGAAGCGCGCUACCGCAACGCUCAAGACCGUCUCCCGGAACCAGGCCGCCGACCGCGUCGACGCCAUGACGACCCUCGGCGCGCCCGCGGGGAACUGA